Messenger RNA from Siniperca chuatsi (mandarin fish), 6343 nucleotides. RefSeq names its product nidogen-1-like. The transcript is spliced from 20 exons. Gene Ontology annotation, molecular function: calcium ion binding. Bases 161 to 4153 code for a protein of 1330 amino acids. Gene Ontology annotation, biological process: cell-matrix adhesion. NCBI's taxonomy places the organism in Eukaryota, Metazoa, Chordata, Actinopteri, Centrarchiformes, Sinipercidae. The record is from RefSeq and is a predicted model, not a curated record.
CUGCUCCUCCAUCCACUCAUCCCUCCCUCCCGCCUCUCCGUCACCUCAGUCCGCCGCUGCAUCGCUCGUGUCGCCCGCCGUCCUCGCCUCCUGCCCGGCUUUCUUCACCGGGGGAACACCGCUGCUCUGACUGUGUCUGCGGAGCGUUAGAAGGAAGAAAAUGAGUCCCGGGUCCCGGAGCCCGUCGUGGGUCUGGUCUUGCUUGCUGAGCCUGGGCGCUUUGAGCCUGGCUCUGGAGCUGGAGGAGCUGUUUGAGUUCGGGGAAGGAGCCGGGGACCAGCAGCUGCAGCCCGGCUCGGACUCCACCGCCGAGCUGCCCCUCAGCGGAUCUCUGUUCUUCUUCAGCGAAAACUUCGACAAAGUUUAUAUUAACACGAAUGGAUUUGUGGCCGCUGUCAAACCUCCGGCGGAGGAGGAGUACCUGGGGAAGAUGCCCGCCAGUUUCAAAAUGAUUGCAGCCCUGCUGGGAGACCUGGACAACAGUGACGGACAGGGGAAAGUCCACUUCAGGCGAGACAGCAGCCCGGGCGUGCUGAGUCGAGCCGCAGAGCACAUCAGGCAGGCUUUCCCCAGAGACGACGGCGUGGAGCCCACCAGCGCCCUCGUCGUCACCUGGGAGAACAUGGCCGCCCGGGGGACCUCUGGACGAGGAGACGGACUGGACGCCAAGAGAAACACUUUCCAGCUGGUCGUGGCCUCCAUGGUGUCGUCCUCCUGCGCCAUCCUCUUGUACCCCAGAGACGGCCUGCAGUUUCUCUCCACUUCAGUAGGGGGCGAGAGUAAGCUCCUAGAGGCUGGCUUCAAUGAAGGCCUUGCUUCAGGCUGGUUCUGGCAAACCACACAGGGACAGUAUUUCCGCACCACCACCGAUGAAGAGACCUCCAUCAGGGAACUUACUGAAAAGACAACCUCAGGACGGAAUGGAGUUUGGGUGUACGAGAUCGGCUCCUCCCCGUUCUUUGUCAGCAUUACACCGGGAAUGGUCUCUGAGGAGGAGGCGGAUGCCACCGAACCUACCGUGACCAUGUUGCCAAGGCAACCUGAUGAGCGACAGAAGGUGGACUUCUCGACCUACGAACCUCAGGCGGUACCAGAAGAAAAGGAGGAGUUCCCGACUGAGACUCCCGCUGAGUACCAACCCAGUUACCCAGAUGCUGAGACCGUCACGCUAGGGUAUGCUGAACCGGAGACCGAAGAGCCAGAUUAUGAAGAACCGGGCCAGUUUGAGUCAGAAUACCCGGAAUCUGAGACAGUCCCACCAACAUACGCCGACCCCGAGAGGGUUCGACCAAGAUACCCAGACUCAUCUGAGCCGAGAUACCCUGACCAAAAUGAGACCAGAUACCCAGUCUCUGAGCCUUUGCAACCAAGAUACACCAUCCCUGACACCACUGAACCUAGAUACUCUCCAGUCGAGCCGAGGUACCCUGAUCCAGUUGAACCACGGUACACCAACCCCGAACCAGUCCAACCAGUGCCACCCCAUUCCCGGUCCCACCAACCCCAGAUCGUAGUGGUAGACGAAGACGAAGUUCUCAAUGUCAAUGUAUUUGCGUACAAUUUGGAGACAUGUGCCCACAACAGGCACAAAUGCUCGGCUUUUGCUGACUGCCGGGAUUACAGCAACGGGUACUGCUGCCAUUGUAGGCCUGGUUUCUAUGGUAACGGGAAGGACUGUGUCGCAGAAGGAAAACCACAGAGAAUGAAUGGAAAGGUGAAUGGUCAAGUGUUCGUUGGGAACUCGCCUUCACCCGUGGCGCUCAAAAACAACGACUUGCACUCGUACGUGGUAGCCAAUGACGGACGGGCCUACGUGGCCAUCAGCAACAUCUCUAAAAGCGUGGGCCCCUCCAUGCUGCCGCUGUCCUCCCUGGGAGGAGUCAUCGGCUGGGCCUUCGCCCUGGAGCAGCCGGGCUACCAGAACGGCUUCAGUCUCGUCGGCGGCGUGUUUUCCCGGCAGGCCGAGGUGAUCUUUCAGCCCGGAAACGAGCGUCUGAGCAUCAAGCAGCAGUUUAAAGGAAUCGACGAACACGACCACCUGGUGGUGAGCACCGAGCUGGAGGGACGUCUGCCCGCCAUCCCGCUGGGAUCCUCCGUCCAGAUCAACCCGUACAAGGAGAUCUACCAGUACGACAGAAACUUGAUCACUUCCUCCUCCAGCCGCGACUACACCAUCACCUCCCCCGACGGCACCGUCCAGACCAGAAGCUACCAAUGGCGUCAGACCGUCACCUUCCAGAGCUGCGCGCACGCCGAGGCCGCCCGGGCGGCGCCGUCCACCCAGCAGCUCAGCGUGGACCAGGUCUUCGUGAUGUUCGACGAUAUCAACCUUCUGAUCCGCUACGCCAUGAGCAACAAGAUCGGCUCUGUCCACAGCGGUCUUCCAGAGCAGAAUCCGUGUUUCACCGGCAGACACGGCUGCGACAUCAACGCCGUGUGCCGACCAGGUGAAGGCCUCCAGUUCGCCUGCGACUGCACCGACGGGUUCGCUGGAGACGGACGCUACUGCCACGAUAUUGACGAGUGCAGAGAGACUCCUCCGGUCUGCGGGUCCAACGCCGUCUGCAGCAACCAGCAGGGAGCUUUCCGCUGCGAGUGUUUGAGAGGCUUCGUGUUCGCCAGCGACGGAAAGACCUGCAUCGAGGAGAACCGUCCGGUGGACCACUGUCGGACAGGAAGUCACGACUGCGACGUCCCUGAGCGCGCUCUGUGCAGCUACAGCGGCGGCUCGGCCUUCGCCUGCUCCUGCCUGCCGGGGUUUGUGGGAGACGGCCGGGUGUGUCGGGACGAAGACGAGUGUCAGCAGGAUCGAUGUCACCGCGACGCCUUCUGCUCCAACACGCAGGGCUCCUACACCUGCCACUGCCAACCUGGUUUCCAUGGCGACGGCUUCCAGUGCAGUCCUGCAUCCACAGAGCGAGAGAAGACGCAGUGUGAGCGCCACAGAGAGAGCACCCACGCUGCCGCCUCCAGCUCCGGUCUGUUCUCCUCGUUCCGUCCUCGGGCGGCCGUCGGUCAGUACGUCCCCCAGUGUGACGAACAUGGCGCCUACGAGCCCACGCAGUGCCACACCAGCAUCGGGCAGUGCUGGUGUGUGGACGCCAACGGCCAGGAGAUCCCCAACACCCGCACCGGACCCGGCAGCACCCCUCUGUGUAUUAACCAGGCAGUGACUCCUCCUCCGGUGGGUCCGACGCCGCGGCCUGACGUUCACCCCGUCGCCGCGGGAACACACCUGCUGUUCGCUCAGAGCGGGAAGAUCGAACGCGUACCUCUGGACGGAAACAACAUUAGAAAGGAGGAGGCCAAGCCUCUGCUGCACAUCCCCGACCGGGUGGUGAUCGCUGUUGCUUAUGACUGCGUGGAGAAGAUGGUUUACUGGACCGACAUCACCGGGCCGGCCAUCAGCAGGGCCAGUCUGAGCGGAGGAGACAUCAGCCCAGUCAUCACCAAAGAUCUCCAGAGUCCUGAAGGCAUCGCCAUCGACCACGUGGCCCGUCUCCUCUUCUGGACCGACUCCAUGCGUGACACCGUGGAGGUUUCCAAGCUAGACGGCAGCCAGCGCCGAGUCCUGUUUGACACAGAUCUGAUCAACCCUCGACCCAUCGUCACCAACCCGGCGUACGGGCGGCUGUACUGGGCAGACUGGAACAGAGACGGGCCUAAAAUUGAGAUGUCCAACAUGGACGGGACGGAUCGGACCGUUGUGGUGAAAGACGACCUGGGGCUCCCCAACGGUCUGACCUUUGACCCCGACAACCAGCUGCUGUGCUGGGCCGACGCAGGUACCCGUAAGGUGGAGUGUAUGGAUCCUCACCGCAGGCUGAGGAGGCAGAUCGUUGAAGGGAUCCAGUAUCCCUUCGCUCUCGUCUCCAUUGGAAGAAACCUUUACUACACCGACUGGAGGAGGGAGGCGGUGGUCGCUGUGGACCGUCAGUCGGAGAAAGAGACGGAAGAGUUUCUGCCACAGAAACGCUCUCGGCUGUACGGCAUCACCGCGACGCCCGCGCAGUGUCCACAAGCCUAUAACUACUGCUCCAACAACGGCGGCUGUUCUCACCUCUGCCUGCCGCGGCUCGGCGGCUUUACCUGCCGCUGCCCGGACGCCGCCACCACCACCGCCGCCGGCCGAUGUGAGGAGAGGAACCUGUGAGGUCCGCAGAGCGACGAUGCUGCUGCAGCUGCUGCUGGGAGAGAAAAACAAAACACACUUACAUUUUGGUGUUUUCUACUUUUCUUACUUGAACAUUUCUAAGAUCAUUUUAGAGUUUUCUGUGUUUUUAGCCCUUUUAAAGCUGUUCAGACCUCACUGUAUUUAUGAUGUCACGCUUCAGGUCCACCAGUGAGAUCAUUUGCUUUCCUCCUGUAACUGUUGAAUUCAGUUACAGUUUAUAAUGUUUGUAAUUUGACUCCUGGUUGAAGAGUUUCAUCCUAAAAAGAGAAAAGCGACACUAACGGACUCACAGACAGGGAUUUUAUAAAAGGCAGCAGGUAACCUAAACUUUUUUGUAUUUGAAAAGGUUCUGAAUGACGAACUUCACGUUGUGUUUUUAUUGUAUUUUAAAAGUGUAGUUGCUCCUUAUUGGCUUCUUAUAGAUGUGGUCUGAAAUAUAACUGCGAAAAACAAUCAGAUAUAAUUCUAGCAAUCUUCUGUAUGAUCAAAAACUUGUGGGAAGGGUUCCCAAGGGCCUUGAAAACCCUUGAAAAUGUUUGACAUUUAAAAAAAAAAAUGCCUUAAAAGGUUUCUGAAAAUGACAUUUUUGUUCUACAGAAAAACUUAAAUUCCUCAAUAUGUUGCAGUUUAAAAUGAUUUUGUGACCGGAUGCCCUAACUCACUGUGCAUCAGACGCUUGCUGUAACGCCACCUAAAGGUGACAUGCAGUCAUGUCAGCUCAAAGGCUUGCUUGGAGCUGUCGCAUGAAUUUAAUGUAAAUUUAAUGCUCAGUGAGUUCAAGAGUUAAAGCCACAAGAAUACGGCCGUUACAGGAAAACAGUUUCAUCAAACAAAUGCAUCAUUUUUGAGUUAAUCAGAAUAUAUUUAGUGAAGACUGGAUGACAUUUGUAGGAAGAAACUACAAACACGCCUUAUAGACUGAUCUUAGGAAUCCAUCCUAAAUGUUGUUUACAUGGCUCACGGUUUAAAUUAAGGCCAAGAGGUAAAGUGCUUUGGCCAUGUGGUGACACUUUACUGUCCACCAGAUUGUAUCAAAAACCUUUACGAUAUCCUCUUAACAGACAAUCAGUGGGACUGAAAACAGAUUACCUGGCCGAGGGAAUAAGAUCGAUGACAAAACACUGAACUCUAAUUUCCUGCAGACUGACAGAAGGUUUAUCUGAGUGAGUUUUUUAAAAACCGCCAACUGUAAUUACAUAUAAAACCAUCAGAGGCAUUAAAUUAGAGAGAUCAGGGAAGAUAAAUAACGGCUGGGGGAAAAAGUUUAACGUGACUAAAUCUAAUUUUUGUAAAGGAUGUGUUUAUAAAUGAUGUUUUUCAUUGGUAAAACCAAAACUACCAAUCUGAACUUAUUCUAUAUUUUAGCAACCCUCUAUGAUAAAAUUUGAUUUUUUCCCUCCAAAACUGACUUGUUUUUUUGGAAUUGAACAGCGAUGAUCCUGCGGUCUGUAAGACUUACAAGAUUUAUUCUGUUUGUGCUAAGACUCACUGUAUUUUUUUUUUUUUUUAUACGAACCUGUAAAUAAUAACACGAUAUGCAGACGAUGUUCUCUAAUUUUUGAAUGGUGCUGAUGUUAGCCUGAGAUCUACCUGAUGAUGCUGAUGGUUACUGUGAAGGUGCGUGCAGGUUGUGUUCGUUGGGUUGUGGCUCCUGUAUGUGCUUCUCACGUAAACAUCUUUUUUUUUUUUUUUUUUUUUUUUUACAAUGAAGACUCGUGCAGCGAUGAUUAGUUUGUGUUUUCGUCAAAAAUAAAAAGACAAGAAACAAACAAGCUGUCAUGUCUUUAAAGACGUGUUUCUUGUCAUCGGAAGUCUUAACUGCAAACGUCAAAAUGAAAAAGAUUUUUCAGUCUGCGCAGACACGACAACCUCAUCAGGGAGGACACCGAUCGGUCCAACAGGGCUGCACAUCGACAGGUUAAUUAUUCAUCACUGAAAUUUACAGUUGGAGGCAUUUUUAAUAUUAAGUGCGCGAAUACAUAAUUUAAAGAAAGCAGUGUCCCCGACUACUGCGGGGGGCACUGAUUAGUAAAAAGCUUGUUUGUCAGUGUUGUGCAGCCCUGCUGACUGGUUUCAUGUGCAUCGUGUCUGUACUGCGUGUCUGUACUGACCCAUCAGCCAUUAACAGCCUGUACAGCCUCAAUAAAACCUUUUUUUAAAUAUACAGAA